AUGGCUGUGGAAGGUGGACUGAAUGAUGAAGAAAUACGUCUCAUAGUAAAUCAGGAAUCAAGUGACGAGGAAGACCUAGUUUUUCGUGGUUCAGUUACAGAAGAUUCUGAUGAUGAACCUGAUGGUGUUUUAGAAGAUUUUCGUCAUAUGAAUGUGAUUGGUCAAACAAAUAAUGAAGAGGAUGCAUUUAGUAGCGAUGAUGAUAUGACUUUGCGAGAGCUAUCUCAGGAUUUAAGAAGACAAGGAAAACUAAAGGUAUUGAAUGUUCCAAGAGUUCUUUACGGGAAAGGAAAAAAUAAUAGACACAAGUGGAGUGGAGAAAAGCCAGUGAGGCGUAGAACUCAGCAGCGCAACAUUAUUAUGCAUUUAUCUGGAAACAAAAGUGAAGCGAAAAGUAUUACAAAGCCAAUAGAAGGUUGGGCUCUCUUUCUAAAUAACGAAAUACUAAAUAAAAUUGUAUAUCAUACAAAUAAAGAAAUUGAAAAACAACGUAAGAAAUAUAAAGGCUUUCAGGAGGAAGAAGAUGGUGAAGAGAAUAUCGCCUCGUCCAGUUUACCAUCAUUUGUAAAACCAGUAUCAUUGGUAGAGUUAAAGGCUUUAAUUGGGCUUUAUUAUCUCGCAGGAGUGUUUAAAAUGAACGACAUAAAUACCAAAGAGUUGUUUGACAAGUUUACUGGCGUGAUGCUUUUCAGAGCCACAAUGUCCCGUUGUCGAUUCGAGUUCUUGACAAAUUGCCUUAGAUUUGAUGACAGAGACACACGCGAAGAACGUCGAGCUACCGAUCGCUUAGCUCCGAUUCGUGAAGUGUUUGAUCAUAUUGUAAAAAAGUGUGACAAAUACUACACACCAACUGAUUGUUGUACUAUUGACGAACAAUUAUUGGCUUUUAGAGGGCGCUGUGUCUUUAAAAUGUACAAAGCCAGUUCAAAGCCCGAUAAGUUCGGGAUAAAAAUUUUGAUGAACUGCGAUUCUAAGACAGCUUACAUGUUGAAUGCCAUUGUUUACGUAGGUCAAACACCCUCCCCUCAAAAUAUGUCAGUGCCUGAGUACUACGUUAUGGAACUCUCCAAGCCAUUGUAUGGAUCCCGUCGCAACAUAACCAUGGACAACUGGUUCACCAGCAUACCAUUAGCCAAAAAUCUGAUUGGAAAGGAAUUGACCAUGGUCGGAACGACGCGAAAAAACAAAGGAGAAAUACCAGAGUCCUUUUUGGAGUUAACAAACAGAGAAAAAAAUACCGCUAUGUUUGCGUAUGAUGGACCUCUAACUCUGUUGUCCUAUUGCCCACCGAAAUCAACAAAGAAAAAAGUCAUCAUCAUGUUGUCAACUCUCCACGAUUCCCCAGAUAACAACAAUGAAGUUGAGCUUCCAGAAAUUAUUCAUUUUUAUAAUAAAACAAAGGGAGGAGUGGAUGUGUUCGAUGCAAUGGCUAAAAAAUACUCAGUCCAAAGAAGAACCAAACGUUGGCCAAUGUGCAUUUUCUAUGGGUUAUUGAAUGGAGUUGGUAUUAACUCUUGGGUUCUCUACAAAUGCUCAAAAGCAAAUAAUAAGCCUGACAUAAAGCUUCGUCGGACUUUUCUAAAAGAAUUGGGAAUUAAUCUUAUAGAUGAGCAUUUGAAAAUGCGCCUACAAACACCAACUUUGAAGAGGGAUAUAAAGGAGAGUAUCGCGGCGAUUGUCAAGCAACCCAUGCCUGUCGAUUCUUCUGGGUCUGAACGUCACACACAGGGGCGUUGUGGUUUCUGUCCGAGAAAUAGUGAUCGGAAGAGCAAGACGAGGUGCACCAAGUGCAAAAUUCCAAUUUGCUUGGAACACCAAGUUAAAGUAUGA
This is a messenger RNA of Parnassius mnemosyne (clouded apollo), 1830 nucleotides long. The record is from the annotation of a GenBank genome assembly. NCBI's taxonomy places the organism in Eukaryota, Metazoa, Arthropoda, Insecta, Lepidoptera, Papilionidae.